Molecule: messenger RNA, 234 nt
Organism: Knipowitschia caucasica
Lineage: Eukaryota; Metazoa; Chordata; Actinopteri; Gobiiformes; Gobiidae
Source: the annotation of a GenBank genome assembly
AUGCGAGAUUACCAGGACCUUCAUAACGUCAAGAUGUCACUUGAGAUUGAAAUAAACCAUCCUAGAAGGAAAUUGAUUGAGGGAGAGGAAGACAGUCGUCUGAGCUCAUGGUACCAUAACUUGUCCAGAAAUGGAAAACUGCCCAUCUCUGCCAUUCAGCAGCAGCCAACAUUCUCCUCCGCCUGCGUCCUGCUCCACGACAGAGGAGCCCGGAAAGCCCGCAGUGAAAGUUGA